This is a messenger RNA of Trichoplusia ni (cabbage looper), 2341 nucleotides long. RefSeq names its product UDP-glucuronosyltransferase 2B31-like. NCBI's taxonomy places the organism in Eukaryota, Metazoa, Arthropoda, Insecta, Lepidoptera, Noctuidae. The record is from RefSeq and is a predicted model, not a curated record. The transcript is spliced from 4 exons. Gene Ontology annotation, molecular function: UDP-glycosyltransferase activity. The coding region runs from base 653 to 2209 and encodes 518 amino acids.
CCUAUGCAAAUAUAUAUUAAAAUUAUUCUGACAGCUUCUGUGAACCUAAACACUAUUAAUGACAUUUUUUUUUCUUCAAACUGGUAUUCCCACGUUUUAUCCCAUCAUACUAUACAAAUACCUCAUUCUAUAUUCCCGAAUAUUUUAAAAUUCGGCGCAAAUUCUUUAUACUACACCAUAGUACCGUUCUAAAAAUAACUGGGUUACCUUGAACUGUGUCGCUGUCAAAAGCGUAUACGUGGCUGCUGCCACAUCAUUCGGAUAAUCGUCACCUGUGAAAUGUCAUUCUAUCUGAGUUGUAGACAUAGACUCCACUACUACUAAAAUUAGUAACAAUAUAAAACAAAAUAAAGAUAAGAAUAAAAUGUGUUCAUCCUUUAUUGGUGAUCAUUUUAUCUUGUGGUAUCUUUAUGACUCAAUACCAAAACACGAGACGGGUUAAAUUGGCAACACUGCGAUUCAUAACAAACGCAAUACAAAGCGCUUCAUAUUAGCUGUUUCCCGCCUACAGCGUCUCGGUAUAGUGCUAGUAGCACUCCAGUCUUUCUACUCUAUGCUUUAUCGUUUCCGAUAUCCGUUAUUCUUACUAUAUAAACAAGGCAUUUAAAUUGUUACCGCAUAUUUGUGUUACCGGUGCGCAAGAACAGUAAGCAUGGCAGUGUUUUUAAGUAUAUUGGCGUGUAUACUUCUCGUAAAUACCAAUGAAGCGGCUCGAAUAUUAGGAGUGUUUCCGACGCCUUCAAUCAGUCACCAGGUUGUGUUCCGACCUCUUAUUCAGGAGCUGGUAAGGAGAGGUCACAAUAUCACUGUUAUCACAACAGAUCCUGCCUUUCCUAAGGGAAAAGCACCUGCUAAUUUAAAAGAAAUUGACGUCCAUGAUAUAUCAUACAAUUUAUGGAGAAAAAAACUAGUGUCACGGAAAAAUAAUAACGAUGAUAUUUUGACUCAACAUUCAAUAUUAUUAGAUUUGUUUGUGUCCAUGGUAGAUGCUCAACUGAAAGAUGAAAAUGUGAAAAGAAUAAUUCAUGACAAAGAGCAACAGUUUGAUUUACUUAUCCUUGAAGCUUGUGUCCGGCCAGCCUUGGGAUAUUCCCAUAGAUUUAAAGCGCCUGUGAUAUUAAUGAGUUCUUUAGGUGGCUUGCCUUAUAAUUUCGAAACUAUAGGCAUACCAGUUCAUCCUAUACACUACCCAUCAAUUCCUCGUCGUCGUAUCAACAAUGUGAGUUUGUUGGAAAAAAUAAGUGAACUAUAUGUGUACUACAAGAACGAGCUUUUAGUAAGAGGCUACAGAUCUAUAGAGCACGAAAUGCUGAAGAAACACUUUGGACCAGACACACCACCAAUAACGGAGUUAAAUAAAAAUGCUGAUAUGCUUUUUCUGAAUAUAAAUCCAGUAUUUGAAGGUAUUCGACCUGUGCCACCAAAUAUAAUUUAUAUGGGAGGUCUACAUCAAAACCCAAGCAAGGAUUUACCUGUGGAUCUAAAAUCAUAUUUGGAUUCUUCAAAAAAUGGAGUCAUCUACAUAAGUUUUGGUACGAACGUCGAUACUAACUCACUCCCAGCUGAUAAAAUCCAAGUAUUAGUGAAAACAGUGUCUCAGUUACCUUACGAUGUGCUGUGGAAGUGGAAGGGAGACGAGCUGCCUGGACGUACUGACAACAUCAGAAUCUCAAAGUGGUUCCCACAGUCAGAUCUACUCAGGCAUCCCAAAAUCAAAGCAUUUGUGACGCAAGGAGGUCUGCAAUCAACAGAUGAAGCCAUAACUGCUGGUGUUCCAUUAGUGGUUAUGCCAUUGUUAAGUGAUCAGUUUUUCAAUGCUGAAAGAUAUGAAACUCACAAGAUCGGCAUCAGAGUUGAUUUGGCAACUGUUACUGAAGAUCAAUUCAAAGGCGCUUUACUCAAUGUCAUUGAGGAUGAUAGUUACCGGGAAAAUAUAGCAAAACUGCGGACCCUAAUGCUCGACAUGGUGCAGACUCCGCUGGAACGCGCCGUGUGGUGGACGGAGUACGUGUUGCGGCACGGCGGCGCCAAGCAUCUGAAAUCACCCACCGCCAAUAUGACAUGGGCGGAGUAUAUAGAACUAGACUUGGUGCUCACCGGACUUGCUGGAUUAUCAGUAGUAAUGAUUGUAUUCAUUAUUUUCUUGCGAAAACUUCACAAAUACGUCAGAUGCAAGAUUGUGGCCGCGAGUAAAUUAAAACGGAAUUAGUAAUCCCAAGUAAUGAAAGAUUAAUGCUGAAAAAGCUUAUCUCCAGUUUAUCCUUAUUUAUGAUAUACACCGUGAUUUUUUAGUUGUCUUACAAAAGCAGCCCAGUUCAUGUAUCCAAUGACUGUGAAUUAA